Messenger RNA from Prorocentrum cordatum, 489 nucleotides. The record is from the annotation of a GenBank genome assembly. Lineage: Eukaryota; Dinophyceae; Prorocentrales; Prorocentraceae.
AUGGACGGCAAAACCUUUAUCAAACUGUGCAAGGACUGUAAGCUUGUGGACAAGAAGCUCACAGCCACGGACGUGGACCUGAUCUUUGCCAAAGUCGCGCCGAAGGGCCAGCGCCGCAUCAGUUUCGAGCAAUUCGGCACAGCUUUGGAACAUCUGGCCACGAAGAAGGGGACGUCUCCAGAGGAUGUGAAGUCUUCGAUCACGCAAUCAUCAGGACCAACGCUCAGUGGAACGCAGGCCGACGCAGUGCGCUUCCACGAUGACAAGUCCACCUACACGGGGACGCACGUCAACGGCGGGCCCGACCGCGUGGCCAAGGGCACCGGCACCGCGACGCAGCUCGCUUCGUCCGGCAUGGGCACAGGCCACAGCGGCAGCCACCCGGAGCCACGCCUCGCGGAGCCACGCCUCUCGGAGCCACGCCACUCGGAACCGCGCCACUCGCAGCCCGGGUCUGCGGCGGGGGCGUGCGGCGGAAGCGGGUCGUGA